Molecule: messenger RNA, 3573 nt
Organism: Pichia membranifaciens NRRL Y-2026
Lineage: Eukaryota; Fungi; Ascomycota; Pichiomycetes; Pichiales; Pichiaceae
Exons: 2
Coding region: 116-3373 (1085 amino acids)
Source: RefSeq, a predicted model, not a curated record
CUGCUCACGCACACUUUGCUACAUUUUUGAGUUAAACCUCAACCUCCCCUUCCCCCUUCCCCCUCCUGCACGCGUGCCUUCUGCCACACUUUGUUGAACAUCACGAAAAACAAAUAUGCAGAAACUAAGAGCUCUCUCCAAAUCGAAAGAGCCAAAAGACUCGAAAGACUCUGUGACCCUUGACAAACCCCCAACUCCGAAAUUCAGAGACUUCUCGUUUAACCUACACACGAACUUGAGCUCAAGCACAUCUCCAAACCCUACCAUCUUAUCUUCUAACUACACCCCACCUUCCUCCCCUAACAUUACCACCAUGGAGUCGAGUGGUAAACUAAGCCCUGAGCUAGCCCCUAUCGUCUCGUUACUAUCCGCACAAUCACACAGGAAGUACUGCGAAGGGGUGUUUAUGCUUUUGAAAGACUUAGACGCUGAUGGGAACCCCUCAGACCGAAAAUGGCUUGAGGUCUACGGUAUCAUGAUAGGAAACGAGUUGGCAUACUGGGACUCGAGUCAGAUGGAAACCUCCGGCUCAGUCAUAGUAGGGAAUAACAAGCCUUCGUACCUCAAUUUUUCGGAUGGAACACUGAAAACGUGCACAUCGUUGGCUUCUGCUAGCGGAAACAUAGAUAAUGUUAUUGUUCUGUCUACAACGUUGAAAAACAGAUUUUUACUGCAAUACUCCUCGAAUGAUGAUUUCCACACUUGGUGUUCUGCCUUCAGACUCUCUGCCUUCGAGUAUAAAGCCUUGCAAGAAGCUUAUACAGCAUCUCUAUUGAGUGCCAGAGGCUCCCUGUUGUCUGAUAUCAGAGUCAUCCUGUCGGAGAAAAAGUUCAACUAUGAAGAUUGGACAAGUGUCAGGUUUGGUGCUGGAAUGCCUUGGAAAAAGUGUUUCGCCGUUAUUGAGCCCUCAAAAAAGGCCAGAAAAGGUUACAAGCACGGCUUCAUCUAUUUUUAUGAAAAUGAGAAGAAGACAAAGAAAAUCCUCAUGGCAAAAAUCACAAACAUCUCUUCUGUUUAUGCACUGUAUCCAAGAACUUACACAAUCAUUGACAAAAGUACAAUGAUUAAGUUAGAAGGUUCAAUCCAGUUUGACCCAAAGGAAGGCUCUAAAAAUUGUUCCAUUUUCCUAAUGCCAGAACAACACACCUCUGUUCCUGGCUAUGAUACCUUGAUUAGAUUUUUGAUUCCAUUGAUGGAUUCGUUCCAUUUGUAUGGGAGACCGAAAAGAUUGAAUGCCGACAAACUUGAUCCAAACUCUUUGUUGUUCGGGUUACCAGUUCUACCCAAGGUCCAUUACUUGGAGGUCAAAGACUUGCUUCCAAUAACGAAAAACAGAAGCUCCAUUGACUGGGACCAAGAAGAGUGGAACUCGGCAAUUAAAGACCUGUUGAGAACUAAAGUUAGUAGUGGCUACAGCGGCUAUGGAUCAGCCGAUGGUGUCAACGGUGCGUUAGACCUGCUCAACUCCUCAAAGCAUAUGGCAGAUGGUAAGAUCAAAUUUUUUGUUAACAAACCAGAGGUUAACAAGUAUCUUGAAAAUAGCCCGCAUGCAAGAAGUCUGCGCAAGUUUUCUUCCAGCGAGGAGCAUACUUUACACACUUCAAAUCCGACAUCAGUCUCUAAUUCAAAGUCAAAUUUGAAUGAGCCUGCAAAAACAAACAUAAGAAUUAUUAAUGACCUUGAUGAUGAUAACGACCUGAACGAUUCGCUAUAUUCCAAGAGCAACUCUCUUUCUCCAAGAAAGUCGAACAAUCCAAAGCCAAGUACAACCCCCCUUCAAACACACACAAUUCCUAGUAACUCGCCUUCUCCUCAAGUUGUUAAUAUAUAUCAGAAGUAUUCUCAAAUUCCUGAUUCUUCAAGGAUGAGGCACAAUGAACCUGGUACUAAUUUGGAAGAUUCACUGCGGAAAACAACCCUUGAAGAUGAAGAUGACGAUGAUAAGGAUUACAGAUUCAACAAGAGUAGUAAGGAAUAUGGAUUUGGACGGCCAGGACCUUCGCCCCACAAAACUGCUACAGUAGAUGAUUUAUACCCUUCGUAUGGCGAUAUCCUCGAUGAUGAUGAUGAUGAUGAUGAUGAUGAUGAAGGAGAAGAAGAAGAGGAAGAAGAAGAAGAAGAAGAAGAUGAUGAGGAAGAUAAUUCCUCUUUCGAUUUCAUCGUGCCAAAGACAAAUCAGGAACGGAUUAUAUCACCAUUUACCGACUUCAAUAACAACGUGAGAAAAGCAAUGAAUUAUGAUAAUCCUUAUUUUCCUUCUAAAUCUGUCCCUACUCCUACUUCCAAUAAUGAAAAACUGGUUGUGAACAAGCAAAGGCGUGCUCCGCCGCCAAGCAACAUUGAAGCAAAUGAACUCUACCCUCAUGAUAAAAGGUCCUAUCCUUUGGAUGAUUCUAAAAAAGUUGAGUAUCCUAAUGCAACUGCAAACAGAUAUUUCUCGAAUCCGACUCCUCCAGCAUCCAGCCAUCGAGCUCCUUCGAAUAUAGUUGUUCCACAAAGCAACCACAGCUCAGAAGAGUUAUAUUCAGCUGCUCCUGUUAAUCCAUAUUUGAAUAGCCAAUCAAGUCCGAGAACCCCAAUUGAUCAACAAAAUCCACCUUCAAUCCACUCGGCUAUGCAAGAAAACCAUAACCAGAGCCAUGCUGAUAACCGUUCACCAAACUAUUAUAGUAGGCACAAUCAACAGAGGCCCCAACACCAAAGUCCCAAUUCCUACGAUCACAACAAUGGCUCAUACGAAGGUAAUAACAAUGCCCCACCUAAAGCCCCACCCCACGACUACAACUAUGAGAGUCCUAUAAAUGAAGGAUACAAUAGGCCUCCACCGGCCCAGAACCAUUACGUGCAACCUCAAAGAAGUGCUUCUAAUCCGCUGAACAGUCCUGGUGUUUCAUCCUUUGGUGCUUACGGACCCAUGAAAAGCCAUUCCCCGAUCUUGAACCAAAGUCAGGGCUUCAGCAGAAACCAACCAGCGGGCCCAAUACAACCAACAGGCUACAAUCAGUACAACAGAGGUUAUGGGCAACCUUCACCACAAGCUACACAUCAUCAUCAUAACAUCCAUAAUCACCAGCAACAACCGUUGCCACCAGCCCCACAACAACAGUACCCAACUGGCAACAGUGGCAAUACCUAUCACCAUCAUUACACAAACAACCCUCCAUAUCCCAACCAAAGCCCUCAGUAUGGCCAGCAACAGCAGCCAUUAGCGCCUUCUCAACCACAGCAGAUGCAGUCCAAUAAUCAGCAACGAUUAAGACAUCGCCCACCUCCACCAAAUCAGCAACAGCAACAGCAACAGCAACAGCAAUCGUAUGGUAAGUCGUUCAAACAUGACCCCUACGCUAUUGCCAAGACUCCUGGGAUGAGAUAGAAUGGCUCUUUUGUAUCUUAAGUUUACUUGUAAAUGUGUGUACGUUAAACCUGAAAACAUUCGUGUUUGCAAUUGAACUAAACUAUAUAGUUUCGAUAUACCGUUAAAAAUAAAGAGAGUAAAAUGAAAAUAAGAACAAAUCGUGCAUGCAUGUUUGUCCCUCUGCCGGGCAAGGGCCCCCCUGCCAACGACACGUUUAA